CGACCAGCUGGGUGCCCAGUCGCAGGCUGGAGCUGCCACAGACGGAGCGCCCCUCACAGCUGCCCGGCGCGUCCUAAGGGCGCUGCGUCGGGCAGAGCUACUGAGGGACCGCUCCUCCCAGGUUCUGGGCUCCGGUCUGAUCCCUGAGCUCGCUGCUCCGCAUACUCUCCCUACUGUCUCCUUAGAGGAGACUCCUAAUGACCCCCUCCCAGCUUCUUCUCGCCCCGCACUGCCCACACUCAGUCCCUUCCCCAGGCAGCGGCAGCGGACGGCAGUAUCUCCUGCCCUCCGGUCGCCUGGAGUGCUGCAGCCAUGGGCAUCCGAGGGAUGCUGCGAACCGCUUUACUCUUGCUGCUCAUUAGAACCUGGCUCGCGGAGGGCAACGACUUCAGUUCCACUCCGAAAUUCCACUUCGAGCUCUCCUCCACCGUGCCCGAAGUCGUCCUAGACCUCUUCAGCUGCAAAAACUGUGCAAAUGAAGCUGUGGUUCACAAAAUUUUGGACAGGGUGCUGUCGAAAUAUGAUGUCCGUUUGAGGCCCAAUUUUGGAGGUGCUCCUGUGCCUGUGGGAGUAUCUAUCUAUGUCUCCAGUAUUGAACAGAUCUCAGAAAUGACUAUGGACUAUACUAUUACGAUGUUUUUUCAUCAGACCUGGAAAGAUCCACGUUUAGCAUAUUACGAGACCAAUCUGAACCUGACCCUGGACUAUCGGAUGCUUGAGAAGUUGUGGGUCCCUGACUGCUACUUUCUAAACAGCAAGGAUGCUUUUGUGCAUGAUGUGACUGUGGAAAAUCGUGUGUUUCAGCUUCAACCAGAUGGAACAGUGCGAUAUGGCAUCCGACUCACCACCACAGCAGCUUGUUCCAUGAAUCUGCAAAAUUUCCCUCUGGACAAGCAGACCUGCAAGCUGGAGGUGGAGAGCUAUGGCUACACAGUUGAAGACAUCCUGUUAUACUGGGAAGGCAAUGGGAAUGCAAUCCAGGGGACUGAGAAGCUGCACAUCCCUCAGUUCAGCUUCCUGGGAAAGACAAUGACUAGCAAAGAGGUGUUUUUCUACACAGGUUCCUAUGUGCGCCUGAUACUGAGGUUCCUGGUCAAGAGAGAAAUCAUCAGCUACCUUGUGCAGAUCUAUUGGCCUACUGUCCUCACCACUGUUGUCUCUUGGAUAUCAUUUUGGAUGAACUAUGAAUGCUCUGCAGCCAGGGUGACAGUCGGUCUGACUUCAAUGCUCAUCCUGAAUGCCAUCAACUCACAUCUGUGGGAUAAACUCCCCCAAAUUGCCUGUAUCAAAGCCAUUGACAUCUAUAUGGUCGUAUGCUUCUUCUUUGUGUUCCUGUCCUUGAUGGAAUAUAUCUACAUCAACUAUCUCUUCUACAGCCGAAGAAGACCUCGGCGCUCUAAGAGGCAACUCACAAGAGCCCAAAGACUCCUAGCCCGCUACCGUUACCAGGAGAUAAUGAUGCAGCACCCUGCACAGGAGAGACCCCAGGAAGAAGAGAUUUUUUUGUCGAUGCAAGAGACCAUCCAUCACGCUGAUGAGGAAAGUCCCCCCACUCCUCCCUCCCCAACUGUGAUUGUCCAUGCAGCAAGUGACUUCAUGACUCUAUCCACUGUCUCCAUGAAGAGUGACCAGAUGGACAUAGAAAAUGAAACUGACUCUCUUCUCUCCACACCAGUGCAGGCCCGCCUAGCAAGCUCAGAAAGCCUUGGCUCUUUGGCCUCUAUCUCACUGCAUGCACCGCUGGCCUCCUCAGAAAGCCUCAGCUCACUGUCUUCUCUCUCAGACCAGGCCUGGCUGGCUACUGGAGAAAGCCUGAGUGACCUCCCGUCCACCUCACAGCAGGCCCUGCACAGCCAUGGCAUUUGCUUUAAUGAUUCUAAGAUUGAAGACACUGUUAUUCCUACCGAAAUCCGCAACCGUGCUGAGGCCCAUGGCCGCGCUGAGACCCGUGACCCCGAAGACCCUGAAGAGAGCUCCAACACCGAUGAGAGCCCUGGCCAUGGUCCUAGUAGGAGGCAUCUGCUUGACUAUGGCCGGAGGUGUGUGCAAGAUGCAAGCUAUGACCCUAAUGAGAUCCGUACCACCCUUAAUAUGCUCCGUGGCUUGCCUGAUGAUGUCAGAGUUGAGACCGGCUACCUUGACCUUGAAAAGCAACUUAAAUGUGAUGCUACCAGCACCUGGAGCCUGCAUGAUAGUGAUUUGAUGAGCCUCAAUGGAGACAAGGACAGUAACUCGGAGUCUGAGGAUAGCUACCCUCCAAGCCCUGGAUGCUCCUUCAGCAAUGUGUUCUCCUCCAAGCUCUUUCACCCUGACUACGUCCCUAAGAUCGACAGAUGCUCCCGAAUCCUCUUUCCUCUUGCCUUUGUGAUGUUCAACGUUGUUUACUGGGCAUACCAUACCAAUUAGUUCCAUAGUGUCCCAGGGUGGCUGUGCUCCUUUCACAGUUCCUUUUGGUUCCAUUCUGCCUUCUUUUCCUUCUUCAUUUCAUUUUGUGGUUAUUUGGGCUGUUGAAUCAGCUCUCCAUUUCUCUUCACAAACAUGAAGUGGGGAGUAAUUGGAAAGGAUGUGUUCUGGCUGGAAGGAAAGAUUUGAGAAGGAGUUGGAGGUAAAUAACACAUUGAUUUUCCUUUUCUACAGAAUACUAUCACCUUUCUAAAGACUACUAACACCUAAUAAGCACAGAAAAGCCCCCUGGCAGAAGUUAGAGGACAGAGAGAAGUCAGCUUAGGGGACAAGAAGGAUCCGAGCCCUGUGCACAGAAACAUUUCUGGGGGCCUUUCUGUCCCACUGAAGUGUUGAAUUUUCUUUUUCAUUACUUUUUUCUUCUGUUUUUUUUUCCUCCUAGAGAUUAUUGUCCUUGCCCACCUCCUGCGUAGAGUUUUAUAGGAAGGAGCCAAACUGUGUUGUGCUUCAGUGCACAGGAGAAGAGCUAGCCAUCUCUUGGAAGUGCAGCAGGACGGCUCUAGGGAACUUGCGGGUUUUGAAAGUGCCUUUCCCUUGAUUUUUUUUUUUUCUGUUGUAUUUUGUGUGUUGUGGUACAGUGUUAUGAAUGGAAUAUGAGUGUGGAUAGGGGUGCUGAGUGAGAUGUCAGGAUAAGUGAGAGAGCAUGUUCCCAAAAGGAGCUUGCAGGGGGUAAAUGAUGUUGGGCUGGAGAUUAUUCAGAUUGAGCUGGCAUCUUUGGAAGGAUUGGAACUUCUCUUAUACACAUUUCUGCUUCGGAAUGCUUGACAAUAGGGACUCAAUACAUCUUUCUAGGUCAGAUGCUGAGUUGAUCAAUGGAUACAAUGCAAGUACUCAGUGAAUGAAGACUAGGAUUAGGAAAGUUCACCAUCUGAUCUAGAAUAGCAGAUGAACAACUGUUGUGCAUCUAUAUACUAAUCCUUUCUGUUUCUCUAGUGCAUAGUAAAUAUCAAUGAGCUCACCAACACAUCACAUUGUCAAACCCUCACAGGAGCACUGUGAGCCAGGGAAGACAAAGCACAUUGUCCCCAGUGUACUGAGGGAUAAAAAUGAAACUUAUAAGAACAUGCCUCCAGUGAGUGGUGGAACCACCCCACUUGCUCUUCCCUCUUCUUGUUCUUGAAACUUUAUCAGCUGAAGCGCUCCACCAUCUCCCCUCCCCUUUACAAAAUGGGGUGCUCCAUCAGAUUCUGCUUAGGCCUCAUUCUGCAGCACAUGGAGCAUCUCUGCAGAAGGAGACUGGUGACCAGUCAAUGAGUGUGAACUGAGCACAUUGAACAAAGGCACUGUCUACCCAGUGCACCUCCUAAAGGAAGUAAACAGUAGCCUGCUCUCCAACUUGCCAAGCAGCUCCACUUCAUUGACAGAGGAGGUAGGGGAGUAAGAUUUGCUAUGCACUCAAUUGAUGUCCCUCCUUCCUCCCUAGGCAGCCUCUCCUGCAGCCCCUCAGCCAGCUACCCUUUUAACUGUUUCUAUGUUUGUGUUUCUGUGUGUACCUGGGUGAGUGUGUGCAUCAAGGUAGUUCUGCAUACACCAUUUGAGAAGCUGUAUAUUUCUGUGUACAUCAGUGUAAAUCUAUAUUGGUAUAUAUAAGAGUGUAUAUAUAAUAGUGUGUGUAUGGAUAUGUGUGUGUGUGUACACUCCUAUGAAAGAGCAUGUAAACUUAUAAUUUAUGUAUUGUGUGAUUUUGUGUACACAAGUGGGUGUAUUCUGUGUGCAUGUGUAUAAAUGCAUACAUCCAUACAUAUAUGUUUAUAUAUCUGAUUUGUGUGGGUGUGAAAGGAAAUAUACAUGAAAGCCUAUGUAUUACCUGUUGGUAGUUCUAGAACCACGAGAAUUCCCUUUGGCCUUUUCCCACAUAAGGGAGGGGGGCUGUAUUUGGCCAGGCUGUUUAACUGACUGUUUCUUUCCAAUUACCUGUUCCAGGGAGCCACGUCUCCCAGUCCCCACCCACUCUUCUCCUACCUCCACCCAUCUGUGCUGUCACCUGGAUAGAAGAUGCAGAAGAAGUGAAUGUAGUCCCAGGAAGUGAUAAUUUAGUGCCUUUGAGGUAGGACGUACUCAAUCAUGGGCUAUGCUGGGAGUGCAGAAAUUUUACUUUGUAUUGGAAGGAAGUGUUUAGGAGUUACAAAGGCAGGGGUUGGGGUGGGGAAGCCUUGAAGAUGUAUUAAGAACAAAAAUUUGGUAUAGAAAAUAGGGUAGGAUUGCUAAAGAGCUGGAGAGGGGGUUGUAUAUAGCCUUUAUAAUGCAUGCCUUUAUUCCAAUCACCUUAAGUCUACAAGUGUCAGGGCCAGAGGCAGCCACAAGCAGGUGAGUGAUGUAAGGAAAUGGCCCAGGGGAUUGGCUGCUAGCCGCUGGGUACAAAUAACCAAAGGUGCCUGGGAGAUGGCUGCAGGCAUGAACUGCACUGGUGGGACAAUUCGGGGCAGGGGCAUUUUAAUAGCCCAUCCUGGGAUGGUUGUUUCUUGAACUUCAGUGUUGGAUUUGGUUUUGGAGCCCAAAACUCCCUCCUUCCACCCCCUCCAAGGAAAGAAAUAGUCAAAGGGGUGAGAAGGCUGACCAAGGAGAGAAGAGCAAAGGAACCCCAGGGAUGAUUGCCUCAAUCGGCCCACCUUGUCAUCUCUUCUUCUUUUCUAUGCACACACACACACACACACACACACAAAUAUAACCUCGUAUACACAUCCACAAAAACCUACACAGUCACAUAUACAUGUGUACACACAUGGGCAUUCACUUUUAGUGGUAUAUACAUAUAUACACACAGACAUGCACAACCAGUCACAUACAACCACACACACAUAUAUUCACACACAAAAUCACGUUUACCCUCAUAUACACACACAAACACACACAGAUGCCCACACACACAAAACUAGUGAGAGGGCUAAAAUCAAGAAAAUUACUGCUGGAAUGUCUAAGAUAGCCUCUUUCUUUUUGGACAUCCCUCACAGAGAGAUCAGGUUGGGAGGAAGAGCAAUGACCCCACAUCUGAAGCUCCCACAAUGGCUAUUGAAAGGCUUGCCUCCUGGGGCCUAACCACUGGUUGAUUGAUUUGGAUUUGGGUUUUCAGGACCCAGGAGUGCCUUUGAGCCCUGCAGGAGGCGAGCAGUUCAUUUGGGAUGAGGUCAUACAGAGAUUGGAGCAGUGGGGGGAAAAAAGAGGAGGUUUAAGAUGUAUCUGGCAGAAAUGCUCAGGAACGCUUCAGAGUACAGAUUAAGGGCAGAGAGGCCAGUUGUAAAUAUCUCUAUAGAUCCAUGUAACUAGAUAUAAUGCUAUACCUUUAAAAAAAGAAUAUUUUGCCCUAUUGUGCUGCAAUGAGAGCAGUUGAACUACUGCUACUCACACUGUGUGAGAUAAGUGUCAAGAUGAGGUGGAGGUUUGGCAAUGAUACCUUUUCAGAAAUUUGAGCCUUUGAGUUUGCCAUAGACUUGGUCAUUUUAGCCUGAAAAUUGCCAGAUCUCCCCUUGUCAUGUUCUGUGUCUGUUCUGUCAUCAGCGUUGUUGUUGAGACCCACCCUUAGCUACCCCUAGCUGUACAAGCGUGCCAUCCUCCAGCUGGCUGCCUACCUCCCCUCACCUCGCACCAAGUAACUCUAGAAGUACAGAGCAUAUAGCGGGGCGCUCCUGGGGCUCAGCCCAUGGAGUCUUUCUCAGCCCAGCCAAUCAGAGAGUGCUUGUGGAGAUAGAGAAUUUGGAGCUUGGGCAGAGGGAAGGGUCUUGCUUAUGCCGGUAUGGAGCAACCCCAACUUUACUCCUCUACCCAUCUUCCCUUUCUUUUCCUCACGUGUGAUAUCCCAUUAACCUUCCCCCUAAAAUCCCUUCUCCACCACUACCACAGGAAGGAGACCUCUGUGUCUCUAAAGUGCAUUUUGUUGUGGGAAUGUGUAAUACAUUUCCUCCAAGUUCUUGCCCAUUUUAUCUGCCACUGUGGGGCAUCUUUGCAGAGAUAACAGAAGAUCUUACUAGAGCUUGUCAAAUGUAUUCUUACAAUCCAUGUCAUCUUGUUAAUAGCAAGGCUGCAAAGUUUUUGCAUAUUUAGAGCUGAGAUUUGCUGAGACUGUGGCCACUCUUAAUGAGGUUUCCUUAUUCUGUACAUAAAAGAGCUAACCCUGAGCUAUUAACUAAUGAAUACAUUACUAAGCUAUCCACCUGCAUGGUACCCUGCUGUGGUGAUGAGCACCAAAGGAAAUCAUGACUUGUCCUACUGAAAGUGUCAGUGUGUUUGUGUUUGUUGUAUAGUAUCCUGUGAUCAAUAUGAAAUCUCUAUUAUCAGUGUUGGGUUUUCAGGGUAGGGAGGGGGGAGGGUGUCGCAGUGUCUCCUUGAUAUACUUCAAUUAUGAAAUACUCCCAGUUGGUCAAGGUCACCUCUGUUGACUCAACUUUGACCUACCAUCUUGCCGGGCUGCAUCCCCCGGGUCAAUACUUAGCAGUGUAACUGAAGGCACCCAAGUCUUUUGCAACUGGCUGUGGUGCCAGGGAACUAUUCGGACAGCAGCCAAGGCAGUGCCAUGCUGGAAGCAGACAAAAUACAGUAAAACCACACAUAUGCAGGUCUUCAGAAGUGGUGCUGGGCCCAGGCAUUGAAAACCAAGAAAGGAAGAAGACCAAGACCUAUGUGUACUGGAUGAUCUGACUGACAAAAGGGCCCAGAGAAGCAGAGACCCCCCUCCCCCCGCAGGAUGACCCGGUUCCCUCUUUGUCCUCAUUAAAUGCACACUUUUGCAUAAAAAAGACCUUGACCAGCUCUGACUUUGAGAAAGGAAAACAUGAAGAAACAUAAAAUUAUGCUUCUGAAAAAUGUUGAAAUAAAGGUUUGUAAAUAACCAAAAGGAGAAAAUAAAUAUAUAUACAUG
Messenger RNA from Sus scrofa (pig), 7315 nucleotides. RefSeq names its product gamma-aminobutyric acid type A receptor subunit theta (gene GABRQ). Lineage: Eukaryota; Metazoa; Chordata; Mammalia; Artiodactyla; Suidae. The record is from RefSeq and is a predicted model, not a curated record. Gene Ontology annotation, biological process: monoatomic ion transmembrane transport. Gene Ontology annotation, molecular function: extracellular ligand-gated monoatomic ion channel activity; GABA-A receptor activity. Gene Ontology annotation, cellular component: membrane.